Salvia hispanica is the source of this 768-nucleotide messenger RNA. RefSeq lists its product as uncharacterized. Lineage: Eukaryota; Viridiplantae; Streptophyta; Magnoliopsida; Lamiales; Lamiaceae. The record is from RefSeq and is a predicted model, not a curated record.
AUGGAGAACAUGGAUAUUAUAACAGGUGAAGGCAAAAAUCAAGAAACUUUUUUGAAGAGACCGGGUGACACUCGGUGGGGAUCUCAUUAUACCUCCAUAAUUCGUCUUGAAAGAAUGAUUCAACCACUGAUUGAGAAUGUUAAAGAAAGCUUAAGAUCAUUUCGAGAAGUUGGAUGUGAUACUUUCUUGCAACAAGUGGAUAAUUUUUGUGGGGCAAAUGACAUUGCUAUCACUAAAAUGGAUGAUGUUGCUCCAAAACGGAUUUGCAUGAGGAAUGGUACAAACAUCACUAGCUACCAUCAUUACAGUGUUGAAAUAUUUUGCCAGAUCAUUGACUUACUUAUGCAAGAGAUGGAAAAUCUUUUUUCUGAGUCAUCUAUAGACUUGCUUCGUUGUAUGGCAUGUCUGGAUCCGAAAAAUGACUUCGCCGCUUUUGAUGCUGAUAAGCUUGCUCAUCUUGGUAGCCUUUAUCCAAAGGAUUUCUCAUUGAAUGAACGUACAAUGUUGCUUGAAGAACUUGAACUAUUUGUUGGUGUGAUGAUAAAAGGUGAUCGAUUGAUUGGUAUUGAAGAUUUGGGUUGCCUAGCUCGAAAGAUGACUGAUCGACGGAAUAGGAUGGGAGAUGAUUGGUUGAACGAUCGUUUGGUGAUAUAUAGAGAAAGGUCCAUCUUCGCCCUUGUCUCUAAUGAAAGAAUCUUGACACAUUUUCAAGAUAUGGAUACCCGUAGAAGUCAGUUGUCGCAAUUAACGGAUGCAAGUGCUACUUGA